Molecule: messenger RNA, 3563 nt
Organism: Entelurus aequoreus (snake pipefish)
Lineage: Eukaryota; Metazoa; Chordata; Actinopteri; Syngnathiformes; Syngnathidae
Product: cytokine-inducible SH2-containing protein-like
Exons: 3
Coding region: 341-1000 (219 amino acids)
Biological process (GO): intracellular signal transduction; phosphatidylinositol phosphate biosynthetic process
Cellular component (GO): phosphatidylinositol 3-kinase complex
Molecular function (GO): 1-phosphatidylinositol-3-kinase regulator activity
Source: RefSeq, a predicted model, not a curated record
GCAGUGGUGGUGGAAGUUUUUGUGAAGAUCAACAUGGUCAUAACGCUGUUAAUUCUUUUUUUUAAAUUAAGGCUGUGUUUUGUUCUUAUUUUGUGUUUCACGCGGGGGGUUGUGCUUGUGCUAACAACGGCGAGCUUUGCUGGCAGCGGCUGGCUGGCGACCCGCGUGUCAGCAGCAGUGAAACACAAAACCUCCCAGAAAGCAGAUUCCGAGAAUCUAACAGCUUGAACCCAACUAACUCACUUUGUUUUCCAGGCUGAGCGUCAGUGCGUCAGAAGCCGCACAGCACAUUUGCCUCAGUCUUUAUGAGGAGUUUUGCUCAAUCCAGGUCACAUCAGACAUGGUUGCCCCGGCUGUGACCAUGGUCCAUCGUCUGGACCAAGGUCCAUGUUGUCCACAUCGUCCCCACCAGCCCCCCUUGGACCUAGGAGAGGAUCUUUCCUGCAUCACCGCCACCUUCCAGUAUUUACACACCUCAGGCUGGUACUGGGGCUCCAUCUCGGCGAGUCAGGCCCGGAGUACACUCCUGACAAAGUCGGAAGGCACCUUUCUGGUGCGGGACAGCAGUCACCCUCAGUACAUGCUGGCGCUGUCAGUGAUGACCCACUGCGGCCCGACCAGCGUCCGAAUAAAGUACAACAAGGGCGCCUUCUGGCUGGACUCCCUCAGUCCCGAGCUGCCUAACCUGCUGUCCUUUCCCGACGUCCUCAGCCUCAUACAGCACUACUCCCGCUCGGGACACACGCCGCAAGGCCCGGCGGCGUCCAUCGAGGACAAUCCCCUUUCUACAGGAAAAUCGGACGCCGCCCAGCGCCCUCCGGGUACUGAUGACAAUGGCGUGUUGCUGAAGCUGCUGCGGCCUCUUCACAGGCCGGACACUUUCCCGUGUUUGCAGCACCUGGCGCGGCUCGCCAUCAACAGAAAUACAAACUGUCCCGACCAGUUGCCGCUCCCAAACCCUCUCCUGGACUACUUGCAUGAUUACCCUUUCCACAUAUGAGGGUCUCAGAGGCAGAGGCAGGGAUACCCACUCAGGUCAGGUCAGGUCAGACUAAACCAAAAACUACUGUCACCCUCCACAAUGUUUUUGUUUUCAUUCCUUCAAUAUGAUUUCUUUGUUUUCACAUUAGGAAGAUCACACAACCCGAAUAAUUCUAAAAACCUUGUAUGGAAUUUUGAUUUUUGUUUCAUAAGACAUAAGGAAAAAUGGAAAAAAGUGUUUUCAGGACAUCAGUUCGUACUCUGUCCAUUCAAAAAAAGAAUGCCUAAGACUAAAAAAAUAAAAUGAAUCAUGGCCCACAUGAGAACUUUACCUUUGCGAACGCAUAGCGCAGACCUUCGUUUAUUACGCCUCAUACUUAGUUAUUUUUAUUUUACAGUGUAGGGUUGCAUGUUAUACAGGUACUAGUAUAGUACCGCGAUACUAUACUCGGUACUGUACGCGGUACUGUUUAGAGGCAGUACUACCGCCUCUAAACAGUACCGGUCCCUCCAGUCAUCGUCACGUCGUGUCAUUGAUGUUUUUACGAGCAGACGAGCAUGUUCGGCAGCGCACAAUCACAGAGUACUUACAAGCAGACACAAAAGGGAGAACGGACGCAUUUUGGCUUAAAAACUAAAGAUAAAGGUGAAGUCAUAACUGAAACGCCCUCAGGAAGAGGUGCUUUAAGACAUGGCUAGCUAGCUAGAAGUUAAAGUCCAUCCGCAGUGUGCAGUGUUGUAGCUACUUCUAAAUCACUAAUCCUCGCUUCGACAUAUAAAGUACGUUUCUUACAAGUAUCAUCCCUGCUGGACGAGGAAUAGCUAAACAUGUUUCACCACACACCGUAGCUCACCGGUGUCACAAUGUAAAAAAAUGCCAUGGGUGGAUCUACACCUAACAUCCACUGUAAUGAUACCAAGUACAGGAGCGUAUCAGGUCAAUACCACUAUGACUACAUCGAUAUUUUGUAGCAUCACAAAAUGUUUAUUUAUAUUAUGUUUAUAAACUCAGGAAAUAUGUCCCUGGACACAUGAGGACUUUGAAUAUGACCAAUGUAUGAUCCUGUAACUACUUGGUAUCGGAUUGAUACCUAAAUUUGUGGUAUAAUCCAAAACUAAUGUAAAGUAUCCAAACAACAGAAGAAUAAGUGAUUAUUACAUUUUAACAGAAGUGUAGAUAGAACAUGUUGAAACGGAAAAUAACCAGAUAUUAACAGUAAAUGAACAAGUAGAUUAAUAAUUAAUUUUCUACCACAUGUCCUUUAUAAUUUUGACAAAAUAAUAGAAUAUAAAUGACACAAUAUGUUACUGCAUACGUCAGCAGACUAAUUAGGAGCCUUUGUUUGUUUACUUACUGAUAAAAGAAAAUUGUCUUGUAUGUUCACUAUUUUAUUUAAGAACAAAAUUGCAAUAGGAAACAUAUGUUUAAUGUACCUUAAGAUGUUUUGUUAAAAUAAAGCCAUUUUUUGUGAUGCCUUUUAUUUAGAAAAGUAUCGAAAUACAUUUUGGUACCAGUACCAAAAUAUUGGUAACGGGACGACACUAAUACAGUGGUACCUCAGGUUAGCAGUUUAAUUGGCUCUGUUUGAGUUUGAGUUUGAGUUUAUUUCGAACAUGCAAGCAUACAACAUGAUACAUCACAAUUUCCAGUUUCUCUUUUAAACAUGUUCGAAAAGGAGUAGGAAGAAGCAGAGCUUAUUUAAUCCUACCCCUUUUCUUUACAUAACAGUUGCAAAACUUUUUGUUCACUUCCUGUUCACAAUUUUUUCACAAUAAACUCCAUAAGUAAUCACAAUAAAAAUAAAUAAAUAAAUAAUAGUAAGAAUUUAAUAAUAAUUGGUGAAGUAAGUCAUAUUUCUUGUAGUUUCCAUCAUAUAUUGUAAAAACUGGCAGAUGAUCACUAACGUCGGUUAUAAGUAGACCACUUGUAGUGUUAUUAUCAAAAUCAUUGGUAAAAAUAUUAUCAAUACGCGUGGCACAGUGUCCUGUGAUUCUGCUUGGCUUUGUGAUUUUAGGAUAUAGACUGAUGCUGUACAUUGUAUCAAUGAAGUCAUCAAUAGACUUUUGCUUGUUGGGGUUCAAUAAGUCAAUAUUAAAGUCACCACAUAAGAACAUUAUUCUUUGACCAUUGUCCAUGUAAGUUGCCUUGAUCCAUUCUUCAAAUGUUUCUAUACUUGACUUAGGUGAUCUAUAUAUACAACUGAUGAAUAUGUUUUUGCUUUUUUCCUGACAUAUUUCAAUGGUUAUACAUUCUAAGAUAUUAUCUAUAGCAAAUGACAUGUUUUUUUUACCACUUUGUAGUUCAGGUUCUUCAUCACGUACACAGCUACUCCUCCUCCAUUUUUGUUGGUUCUGUUGAUGUAGUUUAGUUCAUAUCCCUCCAGAUCAAAAUCUAUUCCUUUUUUGUCAUCAAUCCAUGUUUCUGUGACAGCAAUCACUUUGAAGGGUUCGUUGAUGUGUUCCAAAAAGUUCUUAAUGUUGUUGUAAUUUGCAUACAAGCUUCUACUAUUAAAAUGAAUAAUUGACCAUUUGUUAUCACAUUCAAUGUUGCUAUUGUAUUGAUCAUCUGUAUAAUAAAAACA